AUGCAAAAGAACGACUUAUCUGAUUGCUCAUUUCAUGCUACGGACAUCAACCGUCGCCUUUGUGCACGCGAAGUCCCGAUGAAGAUACUCGUACUAGGAAUGCCACGCACAGGCACCUGUUCGCUCAUGCGCGCGCUUAAAUAUCUUGGGUACUAUGACGCUUACCACGGGUACGAUGCAAUUUUCAAGAAUCCCAGGGACUGCGAAAUGUGGUACGCCGCCCUCUGUGCCAAGUAUGAUGGCAUAGGGAAAGUAUUUGGCCGCGAAGAAUUUGAUAAGCUGCUAGGGCAUUGCCAGGCUGUUUUCGCUCUUCCCGCGCUCUGUCUUGCAGAGGACUUAGUCAAUGCAUAUCCGGAUGCGAAGGUCAUCUUGACAUAUCGGGAUGUUGACGAAUGGCAUCAAUCCGUGAAGCAGACUAUUGUUCCCCUUGUUACUGGCAGAUAUCAAUAUCUCUGCCAAUUUAUGGACAAUAUUCUUUUAAUGCGAACUCGCUGGAUCCGACCGACCUUCCGAAAGUCCUGGCAAAUACUUUUCAAGGGCAAUUUUGACGCGAAUGCUCGUUAUUCUUUUGAAGAGCACUACAAAGCAAUGCAGUCUCUGGUUCCCUCAAGCAGACUUCUUCUUUACCAUGUCGAAGAAGGAUGGACACCAUUAUGCAGGUUCCUCGGUGUUCCAAUUCCGCAAGUCCCAAUGCCUCGUGGCAACGAAAGGAAGGCACUACGCGAAAAGUUCCGGAGAUUGAUGCGGCAUAUGUUCUGGGAGUAUCUGGUAAAGGCCGCGAAACUAGUUACCUAUACUUUCCUUGCUUUUACCCUAUGGAAUUCGCUUUGUUGA
This is a messenger RNA of Aspergillus novofumigatus IBT 16806, 834 nucleotides long. Its product is annotated as sulfotransferase family protein. The transcript has 4 exons. The coding region runs from base 1 to 834 and encodes 277 amino acids. The record is from RefSeq and is a predicted model, not a curated record. Lineage: Eukaryota; Fungi; Ascomycota; Eurotiomycetes; Eurotiales; Aspergillaceae.